Vanessa atalanta (red admiral) is the source of this 582-nucleotide messenger RNA. RefSeq lists its product as uncharacterized. NCBI's taxonomy places the organism in Eukaryota, Metazoa, Arthropoda, Insecta, Lepidoptera, Nymphalidae. The record is from RefSeq and is a predicted model, not a curated record. Bases 1 to 582 code for a protein of 193 amino acids. The transcript is spliced from 4 exons.
AUGAUUUUGCAAACAUUUUUGAUUAAGGUGCUAUUUAUGUUAAUCGUUAUAAUGAAUUGUGUACUAUGUGACAAGAGUUCAGAUGAAUUCAAUAAGCCGGAUAUAGCUCGAGUAGGCAAAACAAGAAGAGAUAAAAUGAAGCAAAAUACAGCUGUAGGCACAUUUUCAAACGUUAUAACACAAAUACAAAAUUUACCGAACAUGGAUCUUGGCAGGAGGUUCAGAACACCCUGUAAAACCGGUAAUAAAUGUGGAAAAGUUAUCAAAAGGCUUAUGGUUCCAAAAUUAGCUCAACUUGAAAACACCAUUAUGGGGGUGAUGAAGGAACUGGCUAAAAUGCCCCCCGGGUCCAGACUUCCUGAUAAAUAUACAAAAACAGAACCAAUUAAAUUGUUACUUGAUCAAAAUUAUAAAGAAGAUGUAUGUAUGGAUAAACUGGAAUCUUGUUUAAAAGAAGACAAACGUCGUAAACGGAUUCUCAAAAAAUUGUUUUUCAAAAAGUAUAACUCGAUACGCCAAGAAUUGAUUGGCUACGGCGGACGACGGCUGUGGGGAGGGGAAGGAAAUUUGUUCUACAGAUAA